AGACAAGCAGGAAUUUCCAGUAACGAAGGUCAUCGUCGCGGAAGGAAGAGAAGAUAUCACGAUCAAGAUCAGCGACGAGGGCGGCGGAAUCCCACGAAGCGCCAUCCCGCUAGUGUGGACGUACAUGUACACGACUGUAGACCGGACCCCUAACUUGGACCCUGACUUUGAUAAGAGCGAUUUCAAGGCGCCGAUGGCAGGCUUUGGCUACGGACUGCCGAUCUCGAGACUUUACGCUCGGUAUUUUGGUGGCGAUUUGAAACUGAUCAGCAUGGAAGGGUACGGAACGGAUGUGUAUCUACACCUCAACCGCUUGUCGAGCUCUUCGGAGCCGCUACAAUAGCAAUCAGCAGUCAUGAGGGAGUGGACUUCGUCCCAAGGAUUGACGUUGCCGCACAUGAGAACGAUGCAGAAACGGCUCAAAUUUUUCGAAGUCUCGGAGCGUAAGCAGGUCGGCGACGCGGAAUCUAUGAUCAGCCAGGAGGGCGGCCGCUUUUCUCACAUGGAUGACGAGAAAGCAGAGCUAUGAUCAUUUAUUUGUAUGACUUAAGACUACCCCCCCGGAUCUCGGAUCGAUGCGUGUUGUGUUGCUCGCCCGAGACGGGACGGAUAUAAGGUAAGAAGGGAGAGAUUCAAGGGUCAAAUCAGGGGACACAUAAUAGGCAAAAAA
Molecule: messenger RNA, 670 nt
Organism: Daldinia vernicosa
Lineage: Eukaryota; Fungi; Ascomycota; Sordariomycetes; Xylariales; Hypoxylaceae
Exons: 2
Coding region: 356-529 (57 amino acids)
Source: RefSeq, a predicted model, not a curated record